AUGGUGUGGGAUGGUGUGGGAUGGUGUGGGAUGGUGGUGCUGCUGUUGCAUGGACUGGUGUUGCAAGGGAUGGUGUGGAAUGGUGUGGAAUUGUGUGGAAUGGUGUGGGAUGGUGGUGCUGCUGCCGCUGUCGUGGUUUUGCAGGGGAUGAUGUGGGAUGGUGGUGUAGGUAUAGAUUUUCCCUUUUCCCUAAUCCUUUUUGAUCCUUCCACUAACGACAAGCAGUAG
This is a messenger RNA of Cylicostephanus goldi, 228 nucleotides long. NCBI's taxonomy places the organism in Eukaryota, Metazoa, Nematoda, Chromadorea, Rhabditida, Strongylidae. The record is from the annotation of a GenBank genome assembly.